AUGGCUCCCGUCGUGUUCCCCAAUCCUGUCAGCUACGUUGCCGUGGCCGCCCCGGUUCUGCACGUUGCCGCCGUGGUAUACUUGACAUAUACUGUCGUUACCAGCCUGGCCACUUCAUAUCGAGCUCUGGGGCCCCCUCAGGACACGCGAUCGCGCCAAGGCAGGCGCUCCAAGUUGGUCCCCGUCUUUGCCGCCCUCGCAGUCCUCGCUGUCACCGUCGCAUCCUCUUCUGCUGCCGACGGUGCCAUUCUUUCCUACAGAGUAUGGGCCGACCAGCGUGGGCUCAAGGCUCCGCCGAGCUGGUAUCCGCACAAGAAUAGCCUCGGCCACAAGGACACCGAGCUUUAUCUCGGCCAGUGGCUCAGCGACACGCCAGUAUACAGGGACACCCUCGAGAUCGUGGCCGAGCGUAGUCGUCGCUUCUGGUGGGGCCAGCAGAUCGAUCUUGCGACGGUGGCCUGGAGUUCCUUUGUUGCUGUCGAAGGCCGCCGUCGUGGCAUUCGCAAUCUGCCAUCGUUCCUGACUCUGGCCCAUCUCGUCAACCUGUCCUAUGCUCAGAAUCUGUUCUACCUUGCUCUGCUGGUGACUCCAUCACCUUUGGCGACGAACCACCAAGAUCUCGUCUUCCCAAGCAACCCCCUGCCUAGAUGGCGCCGAAUCAGGAGCAGACUCUUUGCCUCCAAGCCCAACGCCUGGCACCCACGCCCAUUUAUCUUCUACAGCAGCUUGAUUCUCGGCUUGGGAUCCGUCUUCCUCCUCCCAUAUGCAGCAGGGACCCCGUCCUUUGCCGCAGUCGCCCUUCUCUCGCGAGCGUCGACAUUUAUUCCGGUGCUGGCACCGUACCUGGUUCCCACAAGCUGGGGCAAGGUCUACGCAACGCCGCAUGAGGCCUACAGCUCGCUGACGACCAUGUUCAGAUUCAUCUCUGCCAUGUCACUCAUCCUCCACGCCAAAGCCUCUGCAGUCGGCCUCGCCCACAAUGCACCCGACUCUCACUACCACAGACACAGCGCGUUCCUGCCCUGGGACAUUGACGAGCGGAGCAAGUGGGAGCGUGGCACGACGGCCAUAGGCAAGAUUCUCGGGUCCAUCAGCGACCAUCCCGCAGUUCAAGCUGUUGGAUUCGAUGUCUUGGUUAGUGCGUUCAGCCUCGGCGUCUGGGCCGCAACACGUGCUGCAGACGUGCGACGUAUUCUUGCUUCUGCUAUACCCGGUGUGUCCGCUGGGCAUGACGGAAAGGAGCCAGUGCCGGCCGCGAACACCAGCAGCAACCCCGAUGCCGUUGUCAGCCAGGGCUCUGACAACAACAGCAACAACAAUGAAGAAGAAGCAACUCCUGCACGACGUCGGCGGCAGACGCGGGCGAGCACCUCAAAGUCCACUCAAGAAGAAGCUCACAUCCCCGGCGCUCCCCGGCCAAGAAAAGGGCGGUCGUCGCAGAGAGCGCUGGCCAGCGUUCCACACGACAACAGCAACAACAGCAAUGGCGAUGUCAGUAGUGAAACCGCCGACCAGGCGUACGAGCCCAGUCCUGCCGAGGCCGCGGCCCUCCAGGAAGGCGACAUCUUGCCUGCCGAAGAGCUGGACUGGGAAGCGGGUGCUCUGGCAUGGGGCCUCACUGCACUUCUGGGCCUGGGCUCGGCGAGCUCGGGCGUGUUUGGAGCCGAGUGCACUGCGAGAUGA
This is a messenger RNA of Microdochium trichocladiopsis, 1683 nucleotides long. RefSeq lists its product as uncharacterized. The coding region runs from base 1 to 1683 and encodes 560 amino acids. The transcript is spliced from 3 exons. The record is from RefSeq and is a predicted model, not a curated record. NCBI's taxonomy places the organism in Eukaryota, Fungi, Ascomycota, Sordariomycetes, Xylariales, Microdochiaceae.